UCAUCCUCAUCAUCAUCAGAUAAAGAUGUGGAGGAGAACCUGGUCAUGAGUCUGGAACCCUUCAGACCCGGACUGGCCUUUCUGGUUCCGCCCCAGUGGUUCUGCUGAGGUCUACCCGCUGGGGGCGCUGUGUGGCUACCGAGGAGCCGCUGAGCCAGCGGGGUGUCCGAGGAAGGAGGAGGGUGGAGAGUGGAGGAGAGGGAGGAGUAACCGGACACCGACUCUCAGAGCCUCUCCUGGCCGGUCAGAGCGCAGCGGAGACCGGGGGCAGCAGACAGCGGCGGGGCGGAGAGCAGAGUCAUACCAAGGAUCCAGAGCUGAGGAGGCUCCGGUGCUACAGCCGGACUUUAACCGGGUUUAACCCGCUUCUCUCAGCUUCCCGCCGGUCCGACGCUCAGUGGAGGAAUAACGGAGUUACCGAGAAAGUGGGAGAAGUCCCGUCAGCAGCCUGACAGCCGCCGACAUGAAGAAGAACAACUCCGGGAAACGGGGUCCGCUGGACUCGGGUCAACAGAACACUCCACCUGAUAAAGUGGGCUGGAUCAGAAAGUUCUGCGGGAAGGGGAUCUUCAGGGAGAUCUGGAAGAACCGCUUUGUGGUUCUGCGAGGAGACCAACUGUUCAUCUGUGAGAAGGAGGUGAAGGAUCUGGGCCGGGCUGAUGAGGUGUUAGAUAUGUCUGACUAUGAACGCUGCGAGGAGAUCCGGAAGAACAAGAGUCGCAGCAAAAAGAACCACAGCAAGUUCAGACUGCUGCGCUGCAGCUCGCCGGGCAACAUGGUUCCUAACCUGGUCUUUCUGGCAGUCAGUCCGGAGGAGAAGGAGUCCUGGAUCAACAACCUGAACUCCGCCAUCACCAGAGCCAAGAACCGGAUCUUGGAUGAGGUGACGGUGGAGGACUCUCAACUGUCUCAUCUAACCCGAGACCGAGUGAAGAUUCCUCAGAACCGAAGACCUCCGACCCGAGGACACCUGCUGGCAGUGGCCUCCACCUCAUCAUCAGACGGGAUGCUGACUCUAGACCUGAUCCAGGAGGAGGACGCUGCAUCUCAUCAGGGAGGGGACGACUUCAGCAACAAGUCUCUGGAGUGUCCCAGGUCCAGAACAGAAGGAGCACUUUCAGCCCGGUCCGUCGAGGGUUCUGGGAAAUCUCAUAGCCUUCCUCGGGAGGUGGGGGAGUGGGAAAAGACUGGCUCUGCCCACACCCCCCAGCCAGGAAAACGCCUCACAUCAGCAGAGAAGAACCGCUGCACCUCCAUGGACCAGAUCCUGACCCACUCAGAGUCCAGAUCUGCCAAGAACCAAACGGUGCCAUCGGCCUGUUCGUCCUCCUCGAAGCCGGCUGGAAUGUCGGCGCCGAUCGAGCAGCUGAUGGAACUCAUCAGCCAGAAGCUGGAGAAGACGGAGCGUCUCCUGACGGAGGCGCGGGGGGAGGGGCCCGGUGAGGGGGGGAAAGGAGGGAAGGACUCCGGUGGAGGUGGGGAUGAAGCCGAGAGACUCCUGAAGGAGGCAGCGGCGGCCUGGACACAAGCCCGCGAGGUUCUGGAGGAGGUCAAGGAGCUGAGGGUGUUGUACCGACAACUGGACCCCGCCCCCCCCACCAGCACCAAACUGAGCCCAGAAUCCAAGAGCCUGAUGUGACCCACAGGGUCUGGACUGAACUGGACCCGGACCUGCUUCUGGACUGGAACCAGAACUUCUUUUAAAUUAUGUUCAAACUGUGGUAGUCCAGUGUCCAGGUCCAUAAACUGUCCUCAGAACCACCUUCAGAACCAUCUGACCAGAUGUUUCAGAAGCCACGCCCACAUAUAUAUACAUAUAUAUAUAAACCCUUCUUCAUGCCAGAAGCUCCGCCUACUUGAAUGGGGCUGCCGGGUAUUUUCAGUGUUUAGGAUAAACUUUAGAUGGUCUGAGGUUCAGUCAGCAGAACUUCUGGUUUCCAUGGCAACUCUUCCUCCUUGUUCUUCUCGGAGAAACAAACUUCUGAGCCAAUGGAAUGCCAUAGAUGAUGAUGACAUCAUCACCUCCUUCUCUUUUCACAGAUCUGAACACAAACAGAAAGUUCUGGUCAGACUGACCUCUGGUUCUGAUAAGGUCCGAGCAUCAUCAGAACCACACACAGGUACAGAACAGAUGUGUUGGCCAUGUGACCAACCUGCGUCUUGCGUUUGCUUCGCGGUCAGAAUGAAAAUGUGCCAAGACCAGCGUUCCGGUUCUGGAUCAUCCUCAGGUGUCAGUUUGGAUCUUCUGGUUCUGUUUUAUAGAGCUGGACACUGGACCUGAUCCCAGCCUGGUUCUGGUGAACUGGUUCUCCUGGAACAUUCUCAAGAACAAAUGUUCUGACCCAUUUGGGUCCAGUCUCGUUCAGCACACGGAAUUUGGUUCCGUUUCAGGUUUGUUAUCGGGUCGCUGGUUCUGAUGGACCACCUGCCUGAUACAAUAGUUCUGAUUCUUGUGGGACCAGGAGCUGUUUAGCUGGUACUGUCCCUGUGCUAGUUCCAGAUGGAUCUGGUUCUGUUCAGUACAAUGUUGGAUCUCUAUGCACAGUUCUACUUUCUGGCCAUCCAGAACCUCUGGACUCAUCCUCCUCUCUGAAUGUGAAGCUGGAAUCUCAGGAAUUUUAAAGUGGACUGACUGAUCCGGGCCCAGCCAUCAGAAAGAUCCAUCAUCUGUUCGGAUCAGAACCAGCUGCUGACAUUUCAGAUAAAAGCUGGUGCAAACACCUGUUGCUAUGGCAACAUUGAAAAUGGAAAAGCUGAUUGGUUUGUGGUGACAGCUGGUCCUGAUCCAUUUCAGACAGAAUAAUUCUGAUGGUAAUUGGGUCAUCGGAUCUCUUUUUUAAACACCCUUUUUUUCUUAAAGCUGCUGCCAACUUAACCCAUCAGAACCACAGACUGGUUCUGUGGUGUAAACCAGGCCUGUGGUUUAGCAGAACUAAACAGAUCCAAUGGUACUGAUGGGUUCUGUGUGAGCGGCUCGGUACGAAUCUGGAACAUUCUUUUAAACUGUCUUCCUGCUGUUUGUUCUUCCUGUUCUGUGGCUGCUGCCUUAAACCCGCAGGGGAUGAUGGGAGCUGUGGUCCUGCAGGGGAUGAUGGGAGCUGUGGUCUUGCAGAGAUGUGACCUUUGCCCUCGUGCUAAAAUAAAAAUCUACAAACUGAACCUAGUGU
Molecule: messenger RNA, 3167 nt
Organism: Melanotaenia boesemani (Boeseman's rainbowfish)
Lineage: Eukaryota; Metazoa; Chordata; Actinopteri; Atheriniformes; Melanotaeniidae
Gene: plekho1b
Product: pleckstrin homology domain containing, family O member 1b
Exons: 6
Coding region: 464-1639 (391 amino acids)
Biological process (GO): regulation of myoblast fusion
Cellular component (GO): muscle cell projection membrane; ruffle membrane
Source: RefSeq, a predicted model, not a curated record